ACCCUCUGCUGCUGGUGUGCUGACUUCCCAAACACUCAUCAGCGUGCAGACGCGUGUGCUUUACUUCCAACUGUUGUCUGGAAAUUACCUUACACAAUCACUGCUUUCGGGGCUUAUAUUCUGUGCUCUUUCACUUUUUUACAGUUACUGCGCACCUUUGCUUGUCUUACACUAUUUCUGGCGCUUUUUUGCAAGCCAAUUGAUUCAACUUUUGGAGGGCUUUUUGAAAGCACGGAAUUUGGGAAGAGCCCAUUUGCCUUCGUGUUUGAAUUCUAAAUUCAGGAGUGGUGGGCCAUUGUAACAGGUAUUGGGAAAAGAUCAGUGUUUCUUUUCUCAAUUACCUCUUUCACUGAACCACUUCUUAAAUUGGGUUGUAAAUGAGCAAAUGGGACAUUGUUGUUUACCGGAGUUGGAAGCAAUACGUCACCCAUCAAUAGGAUAUAUAUAGGCCUACUUGUCAGCAUUUUUUGCGUGCCAUGACAGAAAAUAAUCUUUCUGCAAUUUGUUGUUCUUCCUGUUCGGAGAUGGAAGAUGUCUUUUCUCGUCUAUUAACCUUAGCUUCCUAUAUAACUCGUCGAGUUAUUGAAUUUUUUGAAGAUCUUGUGAUAAGGGAUGUUAGUAGAUGGUUAGAAGAAUCAGAGAUCAAUUCUUGUGGUCAGCAUUUAACAUCUCCAACCUGCAAUGAUAACAAACUUUCUUCUAUGGAGGAUGCAUCUUCUUCAAGAUGUUGUAACUCUGAUACAACCUUUAGCUUUCACGAACAAGGAGCUUCAGAUGUUGAGGAUCAGUCGUUCCUGUAUUCGCGACUAGAAAUUGUAAAUAGAAAUUACUGUAGGGGUGUCCGCUUCAUUUUUAAAGGGUUGGUGCUCCCUAUAUUAUGUUUUGAAUUUGUUUGGAGAUCAGCAUUGGCAACUUGGAGAUAUUCUUGUUAUCAUAUGAGAUGUAUUCAAGCUCGCACACAGAGUGUUGUAUCUCGAGUUUUGAGAACUUUGCAUGGUUCUUCUGAUGACAUUGGGUGGUUACAAUGUGCUCCUGGAAUGGCCCCUGUGGAGGAUGGUUCAGCUAGAUUCCUGGAGCUGCUACAAGAAAUUAGGAAUGGGCUGCACAAACUCCCUGAUUCAUUUGUUUACCUGCUGAUUCCAGGACUUUUUAGCAACCAUGGCCCCUUGUACUUCGUGAGCACCAAGAGGUUUUUCUCAAAGAUGGGUCUAGCCUGCCAUAUUGCUAAAAUUCACAGUGAGGCAUCAGUUGAACACAAUGCUUGGGAACUAAAGCAAUAUAUAGAGGAGCUAUACUGGGGGUCUGGCAAGCGUGUGAUGUUGCUAGGUCACAGCAAGGGUGGAGUUGAUGCUGCUGCUGCUUUGUCAAUUUAUUCACAGGAGUUGAGAGAUAAAGUUGCAGGAUUGGCACUAGUGCAGAGUCCUUAUGGUGGCACACCUAUAGCAUCUGAUAUUCUUCGUGAAGGCCAGGUCGCUGACAAGGAAACCCGGAGAAUUAUGGAGUUUUUGAUAUGCAAACUGAUCAAGGGUGAUAUAAGGGCGCUGGAGGACCUUACCUACGAGAAACGGAAGGAGUUCAUCCGCAACCACAAACUUCCUGAUAAUAUUCCACUCAUCUCCUUCCAUUCUGAAGCAAGUGUGGCCCCAGGUGUCAUUGCAACAAUGUCGCACAUCGCACACGCAGAACUUCCCUGGCUUCCUCCAUUUUUCAGUGAGGAAGCGGAAGAUGCUGUCCUCGCAGCGCGAAAGGUGCCUGUUAUAUUUCCUGUUUCUGCUGCCAUGGCUCUCUCUGCACUCCACCUGCAACUACGGUAUGGUGAGAAGAGCGAUGGCCUUGUGACAUGUCGCGAUGCUGAAGUUCCAGGUUCCGUUGUCGUCAAGCCUGACAAGAAACUCGACCAUUCCUGGAUGGUAUACUCUUCUUGGAAGAAAGAUCCCACUGAGCCUGAUGCCUGUGAAAUGUGUGAAGCCUUGUUGACCAUGCUCGUCGAACUUGGAGAAAAAAGGUCGAAAUUGGCAUGAAGAAGUGUGGAUGGUUUUUGGUAACGAUGUUGCUGUCGUGCAAAUUGCGAAAGGAACUGCAGUAUGAGUAUGUUGCUUCAUGCUCGGGAAUAUGCAACCGUAGUAUUAUUUUUGUGUUAAAAGUCAAUGUCAUUGAAUCUCAAAGUGAAAAUGAGACCGUCGUCGUCCAAACUAUUGUUAGGUGAUGGAAAUCUCUUGUCCUUAGGUUACUGGUUAUGAUCUUCGUUGCCAUGUAUCAAGACUUGUGUCCAAACUAUUAUUAGGUGAUGGAAAUCUGUUAUCCUUAGGUUA
Molecule: messenger RNA, 2312 nt
Organism: Sesamum indicum (sesame)
Lineage: Eukaryota; Viridiplantae; Streptophyta; Magnoliopsida; Lamiales; Pedaliaceae
Source: RefSeq, a predicted model, not a curated record